AUGUGUGCCGUGCCGUCGAUGUUGUGCGUUAUCCUGAUCCUUAGCGUCACCACGAACACGGUUCACGCCGGAUUAAAAUGCGACGCUGUCAGACCCUAUUUCGAGUCUCAGGGCUUUCCUGCCAGUGACAUUCCAAAGGAGGCGAUUCCCUCAAAGGAACUGAAAAUAUGCGGCAGCGUGCGAAAUGGCGGAGAGGUCUGUUGCUCCGCGGACAUGGAAGUGAGAUUACAGGCGAGGGCACGCGACAAACACGAGACAGCCACCAAAGAAACUCUUCAGCGACUGCAUCAGGUCCUGUCGACGAGAGGGGCAAGGUUUCACAGCUUCUUCAAGGAUCUGAUGGCGGAUAGCAAGAGAAGCUUCCACGAGAUGUUCAAGAAAACUUAUGGUAUGCUCUACGAACAGAACGCGUACGUUUUCACGGAUUUAUUUAAGGAACUGGAGAAUUAUUACGCCAAAGGGACGGUCGAUUUGGACGACGCAAUGGACAAUUUUUUCAACACGCUCUAUCAGAAAAUGUUCACGGUUCUGAACAGCCAGUACAAUUUCAACAACAAAUAUCUGGAGUGCGUCGGCGAGCAUAUGAAGGACAUGAGGCCGUUCGGUGACGUUCCUCAAAAGCUGGGCGUCCAGAUCAAGCGAUCGUUCGUCGCGACCAGGGCGUUCAGUCAAGCUUUGACCGUUGCCGCGGAUAUCCUGAAGAAUAUGCAAUCGUUGAAGCCGUCCGCGGACUGUGCAGCUGCACUAACCAGAAUGACAGUCUGUCCGUCGUGCAGCGGGAUAACCGGGAACGUGCUGGCGUGCGGCGACAUGUGUGCCAACGCGAUGAAGGGUUGCUUGGCCCAGCAUGCGGCACUGGACGCUGAAUGGAAUCACUUCGUCGAGGCCGUGGAUAAGGUGGCUGAUCGCUUGUUGGGUCCAUUCAACAUCGAGAUGCUGGUUCGACCCAUAAACCUGAAAAUCUCCGAGGCGAUAAUGACCUUUCAGGAGAACGGCCAGGACGUGUCGCAGCGGGUGUUCACCGGCUGCGGCCGUCCGGUGCUCGGUAGACGCAGACGCAGACGCAGGGACAACCGAGAACUGGAGCUCGAGUCGCUGAACUUCGAUCAGGAAACGUUGACCGAGGAUCGGGGUGGCGGCGUCGGCGGCGUCGGCGGCGUCGGCGGCGUCAGCUCGACCGCCGCCAGUUUGGACAAGCUCGUAAAGGAGAUACGGCAGAGGGUACGGGACUCUCGACAGUUUUGGGUAUACCUGCCCUAUAAACUGUGCAACGACGGACUCGUUGUGCCGCUCAGCAACACAAAGGAGUGCUGGAACGGCACGCACGUCGACAAGUACAUAUACCCGGUGUCGUCGAACGGAGAGACUCAGAUCAUUAAUCCGGAGGUGAGGAGCUCGGGUCCGAGGCCGACCAUCGUACGAGAUCAGAUCUUCGUGUUGUCCACCAUCACGAACAGACUCAAGUCCGCGUUCAACGGCCAGGACGUCGAUUGGAUAGACACAGAGGACACGGAUUGGAACGGGUCGGGUAGUGGUUCCGGCGAUGGAACCGAUCAGGACAAUAGUAACCCCAUCACCGACGACGAGGACGGGUUCAAGGAGGGUUCGGGGUACGAGCCGAAGUCCUCGCCGCCGGACCAGCCGAAGCAACCGUCGCCGCCGGUUAAUCCGGAAUUGGUGCCGCCCAGGGUGGACGUGGAACCGAAGAGCACCGGGGGUAAUGGUGAGGGAACCGGCGACGGGCACGGGAACGGCACGACUACGGCGGUCAGCGGAGCGAGCCGACCGAAGAUGUCGCUGUCGCGUGCAAUGACGACGUACCUUGUUCCCAUAGUGGUUAUGUGGUUCGGUGGUUGCCUGACCGAGUGGCUGUGAUCCGUGUGCAUUCCCAGGACAAUGUACCGCGAUAUGUAAAUAAUUCCUUUCGACCGUUAUCGCGUCCUCGACGAGCCGCCGCCGCCGCCGCUGCGAGCUUCCAGAAGAAUAGCUCGCUCUCGCGUUCCCCCCGUAACAACCGGUCGAAAGAGGACACAUUACCUACCGGGUGUAACCGUCCUUCGGAAGGACCUUUACAGAGAGACGACGCGUAUCCCAUGGGACGCUGGCCAGACAGACGGACAAACAGACAGACAGACAUACAGACAUAAAGACACACAGAUCCUUGGUUUUGAGCUUGGCUCGCGACGUCACGGAGAUCGACCGAUUGUUACCAAUCGCAAGAAUGUUUGGUCCAGGACGGGAAGGAUUGGACUUGUUCGUUGACCUAACUCAGACCUACGGAGGAACCAACUUUCGGAGACGAUUUCGCGUGCCCAGGACUUGCCCCCGUUUUCUUUAAGGAUCAUCGGGACGAUGGAGUCGCGAUAGCGAGUACUCGUCAUGGAGCCUCGCAUACUUUCCUCGGCAACACGAACGGUUCGUAUCGAAGGAUUCGUGGGCUUUCGAUGGGAGUUCAAGUUAGACCCCGAUCGAUCCAACCCGCAAACGGAAGUGGACACCCCCGAGCAGUGAGGAAGAAUUUAGUCGACACCACCCAGAGAAAUUACGGGGGAUAACCAAACAGAGACAGAAAGAGAGAGAACCAGUAUAUACUUUCGGCUUGACUACUGAGGGAGAGAGAGAGAGAGAGAGAGAGAGAAUUCUCCUUAUUUUUAUUCGAGAACAAUUCUUGCUGAUCAGUGUGGUUCCAGCAAUUUGAUGUUCUAACGCUGAAAUGUAAAUACGAAGAGUGGCGCAGCCAUAAAAAGAUGCGGCCGUUCGUUCGCGGAAAUUUUUCUCUUCGACGUUUUUCUUUCCACCCAUUCGAGGAAAUUAUUAUCGACCACGUGUCUUAUUCGAUCCGUUUCUCUGCCGCGUCGUUCCAGCAACCCAGUAACUCUGAAGCGCGGUCGAAAAGCGACUCCUGUGAUAAAAUGGCAAAAAAUAAAAAAAAAAGGAAAAGGAAGAAGCGCCUUCGCAUUCUGACAACGUCAAGCCUAAACACGGGCAAAAAAA
Molecule: messenger RNA, 2994 nt
Organism: Dufourea novaeangliae
Lineage: Eukaryota; Metazoa; Arthropoda; Insecta; Hymenoptera; Halictidae
Gene: dlp
Product: glypican-6
Exons: 8
Coding region: 1-1875 (624 amino acids)
Biological process (GO): regulation of signal transduction; regulation of protein localization to membrane; cell migration
Cellular component (GO): synapse; extracellular region; plasma membrane
Source: RefSeq, a predicted model, not a curated record